This is a messenger RNA of Ipomoea nil (Japanese morning glory), 816 nucleotides long. RefSeq lists its product as uncharacterized. The transcript has a single exon. The record is from RefSeq and is a predicted model, not a curated record. Lineage: Eukaryota; Viridiplantae; Streptophyta; Magnoliopsida; Solanales; Convolvulaceae. The coding region runs from base 1 to 816 and encodes 271 amino acids.
AUGGCUGCGGUGUGGCAACCGGCUAUGGGUGUUACAAUGCGACAACUGCAACCGCAAAGGUUCCUGAUACGGUUCUACCACGAGACGGACCUCAACCGCAUCCUUGCUGAUGGGCCUUGGACAUACGAGCAAAACCUCUUGAUCCUGCACAAGCUUCACCCUGGUGAGGAUCCAGAGGUCGUCCCCCUUAACCAGGCGGACUUCUGGGUUCAAAUCCACUCCUUACCAGCGGGGCUCCGUUCUGAAGUUGUGGUCUCCGCCAUCGGAUCCUUCUUAGGAACGCUAGUCCAGGCAGAUGAAAAGAACUUCGGUGGCUCGAUGCGCACGUUCUACCGGGUACGAGUAACCGUUGAUGUAACAAGGCCCCUGAGGAAGCAGAUGAAGCUUCGGAAGGGAGAUGGUCAGUGGGCUGUGGUGGACUUUCGCUAUGAGUGCCUACCGACUUUCUGCUUUAUAUGUGGUGUCAUUGGACAUGGCGACAAGGUCUGUCCUAAGAUCGCACAAGGGGUCGACCCGAGAGUGAACAAACCUUACGGGGCCUGGCUAAGGGCGGGAACAAGGAAGAAUGUGCCUACUGUAGGCCAAAGGUGGUUGGCCCCAGAGUUGGAUGACGAGCGCAAGGAGUGGAAGCCGCCGGGCUGGUGCGACGAUGUCGCUACCACGUCGGCCAAAGCAUCGGGCAGCGGUGGCACAGAUGUCGUGCUUGUCGAUCCGAAGCGUAAGAGGGUCGAUAUGGAAGGAAUGGAAUAUGAGACGGAGGAUCCAAUGGACAAUCAAACGGCGGGACUUGCGGCGCAAGCCCGCCGAGCAUUAUGA